Messenger RNA from Eruca vesicaria subsp. sativa (arugula), 1206 nucleotides. The record is from the annotation of a GenBank genome assembly. Lineage: Eukaryota; Viridiplantae; Streptophyta; Magnoliopsida; Brassicales; Brassicaceae.
AUAGUGGCCAGAUCAGGCCAUGGUGAACAAGUUGAGAAAAAACUUGUUAGUAGCAUUAGAGAUAAAGAUAAGCGAGUGACAGAGAGAAGAAUAAGAAGAUAGAGAUGAGAACUGUGCAAGAGGAAAACCGAAAGGGUCCAUGGACAGAACAAGAAGACAUGAUUCUGGUAAAUUUCGUACACUUAUUUGGAGAUCGGCGAUGGGAUUUUAUAGCAAAAGUAUCAGGUUUGAACAGAACAGGAAAGAGUUGCAGGCUUAGGUGGGUUAACUACCUUCAUCCUGGUCUCAAACGUGGCAAGAUGACUCCUCAAGAAGAGCGUCUCGUCCUUGAGCUUCACGCUAAAUGGGGAAACAGGUGGUCAAAAAUAGCUCGAAAAUUGCCAGGAAGAACAGACAACGAGAUAAAGAACUACUGGAGGACUCAUAUGAGGAAGAAGACCCAAGCAAAGAAGCGUCCUGUUUCUCCAAGUUCGUCAUAUUCCAACUGCUGCUCUUCCUCUAUGACCACGACCAGUACUCAAGAUGUGUCGUUUCAGUCACGGAUGUCGUCAGGGAAAGUGAGCUUUUACGACACUGGAGGAAAUAGAGAAAUUAAUCAAGAAACCGAAGAAAACGGAUAUUCAAUGGAUGACAUAUGGAAAGAGAUCGAUCACUGUGCAGACAUAAUCAAACCAGUUAAAGAAAUAUAUUCAGAGCAAAGCUAUUGCUUAAGUUACCCAACUCUGGCUUCUCCAUCAUGGGAAAGCUCCUUGGAUUCUAUAUGGACGAUGGAUGCAGAUAAAACUAAGAUGUCUUGCUUUCCCAAUGAUCAGUUUCCUUUCUGUUUCCAACGCACUAGAUCACCAUGGUCACAGGUUAAUUAGGAUUCAAUUCAUUCGCUGAAAAUCUGUUUAUAUAUGUUAUAUAACUGCAGAAUAAAACCUAACGAUUGUUGAUAACACAAAAAAAAAAGAACAUCCUAAGUCUCUGUAAUGAUCUCUCAUGUGUAGUAGUAAUCAGUUGGCCCGGGCUUGCUUCUUUUUAAUAUCUUAGUUUCUGGAGUGAAUGAGAAUAAGUCUUUGUUGUUAUCAACCUUUCUUGUACUUUCAGUGUAUCUCAAACAUGUGGAUGUUAAAAUGCAGGGUUUGGCCCAGUCCAAAUAAUGUAUGAUAUAAAUACAGAUCUAUUGUGAUUCUAAUCCUUUUUAAUUCUUAUACUAGAUUUUCA